Messenger RNA from Hyaloscypha bicolor E, 1404 nucleotides. RefSeq names its product GroES-like protein. Lineage: Eukaryota; Fungi; Ascomycota; Leotiomycetes; Helotiales; Hyaloscyphaceae. The coding region runs from base 23 to 1189 and encodes 388 amino acids. Gene Ontology annotation, biological process: D-sorbitol catabolic process. Gene Ontology annotation, molecular function: zinc ion binding; L-iditol 2-dehydrogenase (NAD+) activity. The record is from RefSeq and is a predicted model, not a curated record. The transcript has 4 exons.
GGAUCGUUCAUGAAAUUGAAAAAUGGCUGUCAAUGGAGAACAACAUGUCAACGGGGCGGGGAAGAUCGGGGAGGUUGUUGCUUCUGUCUUGCAUGGGGUCAAGGACUUGAAGAUUGAACAUCGUCAAUUGGGAGCACCAGAAGCUGCAGAAGUACAGGUGGCUAUCCAAGCAACCGGUCUUUGCGGUUCAGACCUCCAUUACUUCAACCACUACCGAAAUGGUGACAUAAUUGUCCAAGAACCUCUAACACUUGGCCAUGAAUCAUCAGGUGUUGUUACUGCUGUUGGCUCACAAGUUACCAAGCUCAUAGUAGGGGACCGCGUUGCCCUUGAGGUUGGCUUGCCAUGUCUCGAGUGUGAGUUGUGCAAAGAAGGGAGGUACAACAUUUGCAAAUCUCUCAGAUUCAGGAGCUCGGCAAAGUCAUUCCCCCAUUUCCAGGGAACUUUACAGGCGAGGAUCAACCACCCGGCGGUAUAUUGUCACAAAUUGCCUGCGAGUGUCUCCCUCGAUCUUGGAGCUAUCCUUGAACCUCUGGGUGUAGCUAUUCAUGGCUCAAGAAGAGCAGCUCUCAAGCAAGGGAGUACUGUUCUCGUCUUUGGGGCCGGUGCAGUUGGCCUUCUCUGUGCAGCAAUGGCCAAGGUAUGCGGUGCAAAGACAGUCGUUAUUGCCGAUAUUCAGGCCGAAAGAGUCGACUUUGCAGUCCAAAACAAAUUCGCAGAUGCCAAGAUCGUUGUCCCAAUGAAAAGACCUCAGAGCAUUGAAGACAAAUUGACUUUUGCGAAAGAGGUUGCGGAGAUGGUUAAGGCUUCAUCGGGAAUAGGCGAAGUAGAUGCUGUCUUUGAGUGCACAGGAGUUGAGUCUUGUUUACAAGCUGCGAUCUAUUCAACGAGACCAGGGGGACGUAUCAUGUUGAUCGGAAUGGGAAGUCCCAUCCAAACACUUCCCAUCUCGGCAGCUGCACUGCGAGAGAUAGACCUCGUUGGUGUCUUCAGAUACGCAAAUACCUACGAAGAAGCGAUCAAGUUGGUCUCAAGUGGCAAUCCAUUACUCCCAGAUCUGUCAAAAUUGGUCACCCAACGAUUCAGUGGAUUCGAUGGUAUUCCGGGAGCAUUUUCCAUGGCUGGAAGAGUUAAAGAUGACGAAGGGAAUUUGGUACUGAAAGUGGUUGUCGAUACGACCAAUCCAUAGUCGGAGGAUGAGACGAAUCGCAUGAGAACAGCCAAGCUGAACAUCAAAAUGACAAAAUGGUUCUCUUGCCCGCUUCUGUUGCAUCACAAACUUGAACUUGAGGUAAAUGGAACAAGUAUCCAUCAGUGUUGAGAAAGCUUCUCCUGGUUCCUGCCCUCAAUGUUGAAAAUGGUGAGAAUAUGUUCUCAAUUAUACGGUGCAUGGUUCGAAUAUCC